CGUUGUAGCUGCUGUGUUCAGUGUUGUAUCUGGCACAGUCGGUUCUUCCUCUUCCUCCUCCUUCUUCAACCCCCCCCGACUCUUCUUCUCUCGUUUUUCUGUUUGGUUGACGCUAACCAAAACUGUGCAGCUCACUCACUCACUCUCACACACACACAUAUAUACACACACCCAACGAAAGAAAGAAAGAGCAAUUUAUAUUAUAUAUAUAUACAAUACAAUAUACAUUAUUGGUAAAUUAAAGAGCUCUGAGUUUUAGAGGACAUAUAUUUAUUUAUAUCUGCAGAGAGAGUGAGUGAGAACAAGGAAAGAAAGAAAGAAAGAAAAAAUAGCGAGAGGAAGAAAGAAAGAAAGAAAGACAAGCAACAAAACGACCGUUCCAUCCAUAUUCAUAUGGCAUUGUUUUUCCUUUCUCUUGGAGUCAUGUUAUUCGCAUUUUCACUUUGAUUUUUGCCCCCCCUCUCAACCUUAAUUAACAUUCUGGUUUUUCCAAUGUCUGACUUGUCCACGGAGCAACCGUUCAACGUUCUGUCUUGCCCACCAAAGGAACCGGAGGAAAUUCAAGACGUUAUCAUUGACCACCUGAAGCAGUUCUAUGGAGAAACUGCAAGCGUUGGAUUCAGUUCACCGUGGGGAAAAUUUCCAGAACUUCGGACACAGGACCUCAACCUCUGCCUGUAUCGGGUGCUGGACUUCCGAAACAGGAACGAUAUACCAGACAUCACUUCUAUGUACCAUGACAGUAAUCAGCCCCCUUAUAGGUGUCAUGAAGUGUCCAUUUAUGACCUCUUCUCACCAGUUCAACACAAUCUCACACAGAUCACCCUAGUCGAGAGCGAUGUCCACGAGCAACGAUUGCUCUGCUGGAAGUUAUUAUACGACUGGUCCACAAAGACAAUGGUGUCGUCCCCUUUCUAUGUGAACAAGUUCACCGUCAUUAUUUAUGUAGACUGUCUCCAAGUAUCAACAUUGUCGGAUAUAAAACCUGCGGAAGCAAGAGAGCGGUUGGUUUCAUUAGUGAAUAUUUUGUUCAAUCCGUUGAUCCAAGAGAAGAAAUGCAGCUGCAAGGAUAUCUGCGAUUGGCUGGUUUCCAUCCAAAACGAAGUACUCGUUAUUCUUGAUAACUUUGAUUAUGUAAAUGAUUCCGGUAAAGAAGACCUACGUGGUAUUCUCAGUUCUCUGUGUUUACCCGAGGCGCAACUGCUAAUAUCCUGCCGUCCAAGAUUCGCCAAUCGACAACUCUGUGAUCAAAUGUUUCUUAAUGUCGGACUCCAGUUCCAUUGUAGUUUUGUGUUCCUUCAAGAAAUGCUGCUGUCAGAUUUCUCUGCAUUGGAGGUGUCGCUUUUGAUUCAGAAGGUUCGGAAAGAUUUGGUGCUUACUAGAAUUCUCCGGAAUGUCUAUACACUAGUUCUGCUAGCGUGGCUUAUUAUAGACAACCAUGCUAAACCAAAGACUAAUAGUAUUUAUCAUUUGUACAGAGAACUUACGCAAUGUGCCCUUAGUCGGUACUAUACCAAAUUUCAAAUUCUUCCCGAAAGACAUUUAAUAUCUGUAGUUUUGAAGAAAUUGUCCACACUGUCUGUAAAAAUGUGGAAAUCAGAGAGGUCAUUCUGUAGCCCUAAAGAAAUAGAUUCCCAUUUCUGGCAGCUCCCUAAUACUCAUCUUGGCUUCUUUGUUGAGGCCAAACUUCUUCCUUUGCAAAAUUCCACAUCAUACUACAUGUUUCCUAGCACAAACUUUUUAGAAUAUUUUGUCUCUGUUUACAUCGCUGAACACACAGACAGGUACGAGAGAGAUAAUCUUUUAGAGUGGGUAUUAAGUCGAGAAAUGGGUUUCCUCUGGGUAGUGUUAACUGGUUCCCUUAUGUCCUGUUACGACGAGGACGCAGUUCGCUGUUUACUAGAUGUCAUGGCAAAUAUGAGUCGGAAAAAAUGUGUCGGCAUCGGAAUCUUUGAUAAAAUAACAAGAGGCAAUGUACAUGACUACGAUUUAUGUUUAGAGUGCCUUAGUCAGAUCUAUUUUCCUUCUUCUCUUAUGAACUGUGUUGUGGAACAUUUUCCAGAUGUCUUAGAGUUCCACAUUCAGAGAUGCCCACCUCAAGUUCUUGAAAAUUUCUGUCGACUUGCAAGGCUUUGUCGGUUAAGAAUCCGUGGCAUCACUCUUCAUUUGGAUGGCAUGGAGGACCAAUAUUUCUUGUGUAUAUCCUUGGCCCAUGCUAUAAACCGACUAGAAAAUUUGACCACGCUGCUUAUACACUGCGAAAGUGUGUUCAACAGUCAGUACAUCGUCGAUAUUGUAUGCGAAAUAUUUAAAAAGAAUAAAUAUAUACGAACUUUGUCAUUUUGCGGUGAAAUGAACAGGGCUGGAAAUUUCACACCGAUUAUGUACAAAAAGGUACGGUCCGUUUUCACAAGCGACAUAGCUUUGCGCAUGCUCUGUAUAGACAACAUUCACAAUCGCCAUCGUCUAGCGUACAUCCUUAAUGUGUUUCCCCACAUUUUCGAGAAAAUUGAAUUGGCAAGAUGCGACUUGGAAAGUGCCACUGAGAACCUCGUCGGUAAAAUCAAGUUCUCAAAGAACUUCUCCAGUUUUUCGGUCAGCAAUUGCGUCACCAGCGUCACCUCUGUGAACCGUAUCUUAGAAGAGCUGCUCAACUGCGAAGGCCUACGCAAGCUGAACCUCAGUCUACUGUCGCCGUUGCGUAACUUCAACUGCAUUGAUAUUCGCUCCGGUGCGUUUAAAGUCGCAGUUGAUGACAGAGCGUGCGAAAAAAUCAAACAGAUGAUACUCAACCUCCCUCAGCUGACGGAACUCAUCCUUUGUCAAAACCGAAUCGGAGACCAGCAGGUGCAGCUCAUCCUGCAAGCCAUAAUCGACACCGGUCGCUUAGAACAUCUCGACCUGAGCGGUAACGUCAUAGGGGAUGCGAGCGGCAGCCUCUUGCAGAAGAUGAUGACCGAGUGUAGUAGUUUGAAUGUGUUGUGGCUUUGUUCGAAUGACUUCUCCGAGUCGAUGAGGAAGCAGUUGCUUCAAACCUCUAUAGGAUUGGACCAGUUAAAGUUAAUUGUUGAAAGAACUUGAAUUUUUGCGAGAUCCGUAAUAUUCAUAAAUUGUUAUAUUCUUGACCAAAACAUACAAAUAACAAAAAAAAAAAAUUAAGAAAAAAAAAUCAAAAACAAAUCAAAAUUCAAAAAAGUAGAAAAAAAAA
This is a messenger RNA of Octopus sinensis (East Asian common octopus), 3208 nucleotides long. RefSeq lists its product as uncharacterized. NCBI's taxonomy places the organism in Eukaryota, Metazoa, Mollusca, Cephalopoda, Octopoda, Octopodidae. The coding region runs from base 493 to 3081 and encodes 862 amino acids. The record is from RefSeq and is a predicted model, not a curated record. The transcript is spliced from 3 exons.